This is a messenger RNA of Magallana angulata, 3626 nucleotides long. Its product is annotated as oxysterol-binding protein-related protein 1-like. The transcript has 26 exons. Gene Ontology annotation, cellular component: cytosol; membrane; intracellular membrane-bounded organelle. NCBI's taxonomy places the organism in Eukaryota, Metazoa, Mollusca, Bivalvia, Ostreida, Ostreidae. The coding region runs from base 228 to 3152 and encodes 974 amino acids. Gene Ontology annotation, molecular function: aspartic-type endopeptidase activity; protein binding; sterol binding. The record is from RefSeq and is a predicted model, not a curated record. Gene Ontology annotation, biological process: proteolysis.
ACGAUCCGAGUUACACCCCUUUCGGUUUGCCCCUUAUCUAUCCUGUAUCCUCUUUUCAGUCUCUUGUGGGUUUUUAAGAGGUUUAUUUUUUCUCUCUAGCAAUGAUGUGCAUGUUUUGUCGUUAAAACUGCAGAUAACUCAUUUGGUCACAUGACGUUCAGUACAUGGUGGUAAACAAAAGACCGGUGUAUCGUAAAAAGUGAAAGUGAGAUUGUUGUGAUCUGGUGAUGGGUGAGCCCAAAAUGUCAGAUCAUGACAUAUUUAAAAGUGCCUCGGAGAGUAGCGAAGAGGAGGAGAUGAAAGUAAGUGAUUGUGAACGACUUCUGACCGCAGCCAGAAACGGUGAAUUUGAUGUUAUUAGAGAUCUUACCACACUACUCAAACGAGGGGAGAUCAAUCUAGACGUGAACUGCAAAGGAGAUCAGAAAUUUAACAGAGGAUGGACUUCACUUCAUCUGGCUGCAUACUUUGGACACAAAGAUGUGGUGAAGAUUUUAUUAGAGAAUGGUGCUGGAAUAGAUGUUACAAACCCUAAUGGAGAUACGGCCCUUCACAAGGCUGCUUAUACAGGCAGAUUGGAAGUUGUACGAGUUCUGUUGGAUGCUGGUGCUGAUGUCACGAUGAUAAACUCAGAGGGACAGACGCCAAGACUUUGUGCCAAAACGAGGGAAAUCAGUGACCUGAUUCUUGCUGCAGAAGCUCAUGACAACAAAGAGAGAGAGGAGCAAUUCCUGUCGUCCGUGCGAGAUGGACAGCUAGAGGAUGUCCAGGAACUGUUAAAGAAGAAGUCAAAGAGACCAAAUUUGAACUGCCGGGAUGCUUUUGGUAACUCUGCACUCCAUAUUGCUGCCCAGGCCAAUCAAAAGGAAAUAGCUGUUUUCUUAAUUCAGAGUGGCUUAGCACCAGAUGUCAAAAACAAAAAAGACCAAACACCAAUUGACUUUGCCAGAAACAACGAAAUGAAACAAAUUUUGGGAGUCAGGCCAGUAAAAGAGUUUACCCUCCACCCCCACCGCUGUGAAGGAACCCUUUUGAAGAAGUCCCGAUUCCUCGGCUUUAAACCAGUCUUUGUGGUGCUAGAGAGAGGGGUGCUUUCCUACUUCAGAAACAGAGGGGAUGCCAGCACAGGUGCCAGAAGGAAAGGAAUGAGGUACCUGGAUGGGACCAUCAUAAUGUUACCUAAGAAGUCAGAAAACAACAGUGCAGAGUUCGUGUUGAAGUAUUCAGAUGAUAUACAGCACACGUUCAGUACAGGGGAGGGAGAACAAGAAAUUGAACGGCAGAAAUGGUUGAAUGCUUUGAAAGACCACAUCACAUACAGCACUCACUAUAUGCAUCAGGGAGUGACUGGGUCGGACGAGGAGGAGAUUUUACCCUUGGGGUCCCUACAAGACACUCUCAAAACAGCCCAAGCACAGCAGAAGUUGUUGGAGAAGGAGAUGGCAUCCCUCUCCUCUACAGUGACUGUCCCAGGAGGUUCUCAGCUUGCCGUGCAACAGACUCAGAAGAUAUCUCAGAUGGCUCAUGAGAUGUGUGUCACUUUUGGUCAAUGCCUUACCCUCUUCAAGCAACAAGAUGAGGUUAGAGCUCUCCAGUUGAAGGAGGAGAUGGAGAAAUCUCGCGUCCUACAGGAGGCGCUGCAUGCUUUAGCAACGGAGCACCAUGAACUGGAGCAGUCAAUCGCCGUCCGAAAACCGUCCACGCAGCGCUACUACGAUACGGACGAGGACGAAUUCUAUGACUGUGAUGAAGAAAACUUAGAAAACACUGAGGAGUUUCCUGUGCAUGGAACCUUUAAGGAGGAUGUGGAUUGCAUGUCGUAUCAGUCCAUUAAGUGUGAGAGUCCAGACCUGUCAAUUCAGUCCGUCACAGAGAAGUCCAAAUAUGGAAGGACCAAGUUGCCUGUUCCGAUGUUCGAUAGAAACGACUUCAGUGUGUGGACCAUUCUGAAGCAGUGUAUUGGCAAGGAAUUGUCCAAGAUUACUAUGCCAGUUGUUUUCAACGAACCAAUCAGCUUUCUUCAGAGAAUCACAGAGUAUAUGGAGUAUUCCGAGCUUCUGGAAAAUGCUUGUUUAUGUAACGACCCAGUAGAUAGGUUAAAGUACAUCUCGGCUUUUGCUGCUUCAGCCAUUUCAUCGAACUUUGAACGAUUAGGAAAACCAUUUAAUCCAUUAUUAGGAGAAACUUUUGAAUUUAACAGACCAGACCUAGGUUUCAAGGUGGUCAGUGAACAGGUAUCCCAUCAUCCUCCAGUUAGUGCAUUUCACGUGGAGUCGCCAAACUAUAAAUUCCAUGGUUCUAUUCACCCCAAGCUGAAGUUCUGGGGGAAGUCAGUAGAAGUCAAUCCCAAGGGGGUCCUAACUUUAGAAUUAACCAAGCAUGGAGAAACAUACACAUGGACAAAUGUCAAUUGUUGUGUUCACAAUGUCAUUGUUGGAAAACUGUGGGUGGAACAUUAUGGAGUUCAGGAAAUUGUUAACCAUAAAACAAAGCAUAAAGCUGUGCUGAACUACAAACAAGGGGGAUGGUUUGGUAAAGAUCUGCACAAGAUAGAGGGAUGUAUAUACACACCAGACAAAAAGAAAGUGAAAGCAUUGUAUGGUAGCUGGGCCAAGGAAUUGUUUGCAGUGGAUGUAGGGGAUUAUGAAGAAUUUAUGAAAGACUUUAACUCAGGGACUUCUCCUAGUCAUCAUGCCAAACCAUUAAAUGGUGCCAGUAGUGAUGGUGAGGUUUCUGAUGACAUUCCUGUAAAAUCUCCCUCCACGUAUGACCUACAAAUUCCUGGACAAGAGGUUAUAUGGACAGGGGUUCCUAGACCAGAGUACUCACAAGAAUAUUUUAGUUUUACGUUAUUUACAAUGGCCCUUAAUGAGAUAACGCAGGAGAACGCCAGUCAGAUUUCCCCAACCGACUCACGCCUCCGACCAGACAUCCGCCUUCUGGAGCAGGGGCAAAUAGACUUGGCUUCAGCUGAGAAAAAUCGACUAGAAGAAAAACAGCGAGCAGCAAGGAAAGAGAGGAAAAAGAGGAAGGAAGAAUGGUCACCACUAUGGUUCAGCUAUGGAACCAACCAGAUCACGGGUAAAGAGGACUGGUUGUUUAAAGGUGAAUACUGGAAAAAGGACUGGUCCAAAUGUCCAGACAUAUUCUGAGGCUGGCUUCAGUGUCCUUCUUUGAAAAGAAAAAAAAGGUGGCAUCAUUCAGUGAAUAUUCCACGUGGUAAUCAUCGUGAGCCCAACCACAACCCCAAUACUGAAGAUGGAUGUCAAUCUCUGAUUGAGAAAGGGCACUGGACUGUAGAAUUAGUUCAAUUGUCUGGUUGUCAAGAUCUGAGCAUUUUUUUAUUUUGCCUCUCUUAGCAAAAAAUGCCAUAUUUAUGCCAAAGGCAUGCUGAGUUUGGAAUGAAACAUUGCAUCUUAAAUUGUAAAUGGUAGUUGGUUUUUUUUGGCAAAUAAGUGCCACACACAUUAUUUUUCAGUUUGCAAUUUAAUUAAAGUUUUAAGCUACUUCAAGAUUGCUGCAUGUUAUUCCAUUCAUAUUUUUAUUUCGUAUCUUAAUAGCUAUUUCAAUUUUUGUGUCCUAUUUAUUUAUAGUAUUCUUAGUCAAGAAGGAUGGGUAACAUUAUU